This is a messenger RNA of Synchiropus splendidus (mandarinfish), 2671 nucleotides long. It is a transcript of the gene rnf130, whose product is annotated as ring finger protein 130. The coding region runs from base 723 to 2054 and encodes 443 amino acids. The record is from RefSeq and is a predicted model, not a curated record. The transcript is spliced from 9 exons. NCBI's taxonomy places the organism in Eukaryota, Metazoa, Chordata, Actinopteri, Syngnathiformes, Callionymidae.
AAUAUAUUAUUAAUAAGAUUAAUAAGCCUCCGUUUAUCUUUGCAAGUUAUGUUAUAGAACAUGAAAGGCAACUAGAAAUACUAUUACUGGUCAACAAUUUUCAUACCUUUCGAUAUAAAGCUGCGAGCGGAGCAGGGCAUUUCUUGUCUGUCCAUGUUUGACACGCUGGUCAAGAGAAACUCCUUGAAACACGUGAAGUAGUGGAAAUUCCACAUCUUCAGAGGACAGGUGUGAAGCACAACCCACUCCUCUCGACGAUUCGAUGAAGCGCACGGCGUCCGUGCAGUGACGUAUCCUAUUAUGCUGAUUUGGGCAUCAAGCGGAAACAACCAGUGCGCAUGCGGGAAGGAAACGACAUCAUAAACACGAGCCCUCGAAGGGAAUCGGGACGAAGAAGGGAAUAGCGCAGCGACACCGCCACCGCCUCCGUUCCUCUCGUCUACGCCUGCGCACUGUGCCUGCGCCUCGGACUGACACAGGAGACAGGGCGUCCGUCUGCACCGCCACAGCUCCGGCCGGAAACGAACCGGACCGAGACUGAGCGUCGACCUUCGGUCUCAACGGGUGGUCGGGAGCUGAGCAGCGACAGGCGGCCGGAGAGAGCCGCAGCGUCGGUCCGCCACUGAGUCAUUGUCCCGGAGCUCCUGCGAGGACGUCAGGACGAGGAGGUCCAGAUGUUGUUGGUCCGCUGAUGAUGGCCGACAGCAGGCAGAUGUGCGCGGAUGCGCUCUGUCCCCUCGAGGAAACAUGAUCGGAGGAGACAUCUAGAGGACAAGAACAUAACUGGAUUCACUGACGUCGUUCAGUUUGGAUGUGACGUGGACCAAGAGGACAACAUGAGCUGGACGUGUCUCCCCAUCGUCCUGGUCCUGGUCUGGUCCAGCCUCGGCGCUGGAGCGCGCUCAGACCGGAACAUGGUGUCGGAGGAGUUUGUCAGCGCCACGGUCAAUGCCACCGUCCUGGACAGCCGGGGCCACACGGUCCACCUCAUGAGCAAUGACGAAGGGACCUAUGGACAGAACUCGCCCAAAGUGGACGCCCGGGGAGUUGUCAUUGCACCGGCUCCGCACCACGGAGUGGUGGACCGUCAGGGCUGUGACCCCAACACUCGCUUCCACCCCCCACCUCGUGGUGUCCACUGGGUGGCGCUGAUGCAGAGAGGGAACUGCACAUUCAGAGAGAAGAUCCUGAAGGCUGCCACCUUCAACGCCACCGCUGUGCUUGUAUACAACAACUCCACCGACAAGACUGUGAAGAUGGGACACGAGGGGACGGGUGAUGUUGUGGCGGUGAUGAUAACUGAAGUCUACGGUAAAGAGAUCCUGGCCCAGUUGGACCGGAACCUGACCGUGCUGGUCAGCGUGUUGGUGGGUCAGCGUGGGCCGUCCAUUAACCGAGGCUCGCUGGUCUUCGUGUCCGUCUCCUUCAUUGUCCUCAUGAUCAUCUCCUCCGCCUGGCUCGUCUUCUACUUCAUCCAGAAGAUCCGUGACAGCAGUGCUCGUGAUCGCAGUCAGCGUCGACUUGGUGAUGCUGCCAAAAAGGCCAUCGGGAAGCUGACCACCCGGACGGUCAAGCGAGGAGACAAGGAGACUGAUGUGGACUUCAACCACUGCGCGGUGUGUAUUGAGUCCUACCAGCUCAACGAUGUGGUGCGGAUUCUUCCCUGCAAACACGUCUUCCACAAGGUGUGUGUGGACCCUUGGCUGAAUGAGCACUGCACCUGUCCCAUGUGUAAGCUCAACAUCCUGAAGGCCCUGGGCAUCAUGACGAGUCUUCCCUGCGUGGACACCAUGGUGUUGGAUGUGGAGCGCCUGGGCAGCAGCCAGGGCUCAGCCGGUCGGAGGGUUAGUGAGCGCAGCCAGCCCGCCAUCAGCCUGGAGCCACUCAGUCCCACUCUCCCCGAGACAAUGACCCGCACUCCAGCAGACAUCACCAUCGCAGUGACCAGUGGGAACUUCUUCAGCCGGACCUCCUCAUCCCCUCGCAGCGCAGUCAUUGAAGUGGAGCUGCCUGACAUCCGGAGCUCACUGGAGCACACUGAGGACAAGUCCUGAGGCGUGCGUGCCAGUGAGGGAGGUGUGGGGAAGGAGGGUCCCCCACGCGGACGCUCUGUGUUGAUUGUGGAGGUUCUGACUGGAUCCUUUGGUUCUCUUCCUGCUGAGUCAGACUCCAGAAACUGCACUGGCUCUAAGGGCUCUGCUCUUGCAGAUAAGGAGUUCUGAACUGGUGGCAGGACAUUUUCAUCAGACCUGUGACCCGAACUGAGCACGGUUCUCACGCAUACAUGCGCCUCAGUGGUCUGCACUUGCAGAAUGGCAGCCGGACUUUUGGGACUGCACUGCUGAAGAGAGCCAGAUGGAUGUGGACCUGUGUCUUGUUCCAACUGACCCAACUGCUCCACCUGACUGCCUCCUAGACCAGGUCACAUCAUGGACAUCCUGAGCUGCUGUACAGUUGUUCUCACCCGACGCAUGUUCCACUCCUAGUGACUGAAACGUUGAGUGAGCGGGUGCCAGGACGACAGCCUAUUCUGCUGCCGGGUCAGAGGAGCACCUGCUCCAGUAAUGUGUGCGCUGCUCUGCUCUUAUCUAAUCAAUAUACUAUCUGUGGUCAACAAUAUUAUCAACAACCUAGACACGUUUGUGUUCCCUCCUCAUUAAAAUGCUGCCUU